Messenger RNA from Megachile rotundata (alfalfa leafcutting bee), 2450 nucleotides. Its product is annotated as aromatic-L-amino-acid decarboxylase. Gene Ontology annotation, biological process: catecholamine metabolic process; amino acid metabolic process; carboxylic acid metabolic process. Lineage: Eukaryota; Metazoa; Arthropoda; Insecta; Hymenoptera; Megachilidae. Gene Ontology annotation, cellular component: cytoplasm. Gene Ontology annotation, molecular function: pyridoxal phosphate binding; aromatic-L-amino-acid decarboxylase activity. The record is from RefSeq and is a predicted model, not a curated record.
AUGGACACGAAAGAGUUCGUUGACUUUGGCAAAGCGGCCAUCGACUUCGUGGCUAAUUAUACGGAUACCCUGAGGAACAGGAAAGUCCUCCCGGAUGUUGAGCCUGGAUAUCUCAGUGAACUAUUGCCGGAAGAAGCACCACAGAAAGCGGAAACUUGGCAGGAAGUUCUCAAAGAUGUCGAAGAAUACAUUAUACCAGGGGUAACUCAUUGGAACUCACCGCAUUUUCAUGCGUUUUAUCCAACAGCAAACUCGUAUCCUGCUAUCGUGGGUGAAAUUUUGAGCUGCGGUAUCAGUUGCAUCGGAUUUUCGUGGCUUGCAUCUCCUGCAUGCACGGAGCUCGAGGUCAUUACGAUGAAUUGGCUCGGAAAAUUAAUAGGAUUACCGAAGGAGUUUCUAAAUUGUAGCGAAGGCCCUGGAGGAGGCGUUAUACAGGGAUCUGCGAGUGAAUCUAGCCUGGUGUGUUUAUUAGCAGCAAAAGAACAAACAACACGUCGUUUGAAACAUCUUCAUCCAGAUUGGGACGAGGCUUCUAUUAAAUCGAAAUUAGUUGCAUACACAUCUGAUCAAUCGAAUUCCUCCGUAGAAAAAGCAGGAAUUUUAGCUUCAGUCACCAUGAAACUUUUACCUGCCGACGAUAAAUGUGUUUUUCGAGGUGAAACGUUAUUGAAAGCGAUCAAGGAGGACUUGGUGAAAGGUUUGAUACCAUGCUGUGUUAUAGCUACCUUAGGUACCACAGGCACAUGUGCAUUCGACAAUCUUGAAGAACUGGGUCCCAUUUGUAAUGAAUACAAUGUGUGGUUGCACGUCGAUGCUGCAUACGCAGGUGCUGCUUUUGUCUGUCCCGAAUACCGUUAUUUGAUGUCUGGGGUCGAAUAUGCUGACUCUUUCAAUAUUAACCCACACAAAUGGUUACUCGUGAAUUUUGACUGUUCUGCACUAUGGGUUAAAGAUUCUAGAAGACUCGUAGAAGCAUUCAGCGUCGACAGAAUUUAUUUAGCACAUGACAAGCAGGGACUUGCCCCGGAUUACAGAAACUGGCAAAUUCCUUUGGGACGUCGCUUUCGUUCUCUGAAGCUUUGGUUUGUUUUACGUCUAUAUGGAGUGGAAGGAUUACAGCAACAUAUUAGACAUACAAUAAAAUUCGCCGAAAUGUUUGAGGAAUAUGUUAAAUCGGACAGCAGGUUCGAAUUAGUGACAGAUAGAUCUAUGGGUUUAAUUUGCUUCAGAAUGAAGGGUGACAAUCAGUUAACUAAGGAACUUCUCAACCGUUUAACAGCCGAAAAGAAAAUCUACGUGGUUGCCGCAACUUAUUGCGAGAAAUUAGUCGUUCGAUUUGUGAUUUGCAGUCGAUUAACUACAGAAGAAGAUAUAAUAUUUGCUUGGAAUGAGAUUACGAAACAAGCGACAGAGAUUCUGCGAGCUGAGACUCCUUGUUUGGAAGAAAAACCGCAUGAGUCAUUCGUGAAAACUUCCGGUGACUUAGCGACGAGGAUUGAAAAUUUGAAUCUUGAAUCGAAAACGCAAAAAAUAUCGUAGAACGAAUUGCAAAGUAAAAGUAGGAAAUUAUACUUAACCAUUAGAGAACGAGCUACUUCUUCUUAGAUUUACUGCAUCUUUUUACUUAAAUUUUUAUAUUUGUAUCACAAUAUUAUGUGCACUACUAAAAAUAAGUAAUUUAGAAUUUCAUUUUGACGAUAUGAGACAAAAGUGGAAAAAUGUAGAAAGAUUAGAAAAAUUAGAAAAAUUGUCUUACAAAACUUCAUACGCAUAAAUCUUAAUAAAUAGAUGUAGUAAAGAGGACAAAAAUCUUUUCUUCGGAUGACGAAGACCUCAUUGUUCUACAAAUUUUAAAAAUUAGCAUGUUUUAAGUAUCAAUAUAAUUAUUUCAAAAUUUAUGUGAUUCUCUAUUGUCCCGUCAUGUCCUUAAAUAUUGUAAAGCAAAUUGUUUUGCACUUACUAAAUGGAUCCAGAAAAACAUUUAUCUGUCCUAAAUUGACACCAUCAGUAACUGUGAACUAACAAAGUUUAAUUCUACUACCAAAUUUGGUAUUAGAUAAUACCGUCGCGAAACAUACGAUGAUACUACAGUAGAAAAUCAGUUUAAAAUUUACAAAAUUAGAUAUUCGUUCUCUAAACGUUAAUUUUUUCAUUUUUCGACAUAAUUUCAAAGUUUUAAGUACCUGCUAGAGCUUUUAGUCUUCGUAGGAUGGUGAUUUUUAGUUUUAAGAAAAUGAGAUUUUUAAUGCAAAGGUUCAUUUAUAUUUGAUGAUAAAAUACUUAUUUGACAUCGAGUCUAUGAAAGUAAAAUGUUGAAGAUAUCUGAUUUGAAUUUAAAGUAGCAUGUGAAUUGUAUGAUGAAGGUAAAUAAUUGCAAAGUUCUUUGCCGGAGAGAAUGAAACUUUGUGAUUUAGUUUAAGUGCAAUCGUUGUAAAGUUUUUUCUGCUAAA